AUGUCCUCUUCAUCAUCGAGCAUCGAUCCGCAGCAAGUACUCGAAUGGACCAUCUCCCUCGCCAAGCAAGCGGGAUCCGUCAUCAGCAAAGGGCGCGAGACGCUGCGCGACGACAUUGCAAAGGACUACGAUUCCAUCAUCAAGAAGAACUCGAGCGAUCUCGUCACAAAGACGGACCAGGAUACCGAAGCCUUUGUAAAGAAGGCCAUACUGGACAAAUGGGGCCCAGAAACAAAGUUCAUCGGAGAGGAGAGCUAUGCGGCUGGGGAAGAGAACGUGUUGGAUGAUGCCUUGACUUUCAUCGUCGACCCGAUUGAUGGCACUACGAACUUCACCCACGCCUUUCCCUUUUUCUGCAUCUCCAUCGCCGUAGCUUACAAGUCCCAACUGCUCGCAGGGGUAGUCUAUGCUCCCUUUCUGGACCGCCUGUACACCGGUCUAGCCGGGCAAGGCUCCUACCUCAUCACUCCUAGCGACGGUACACCUCGCAAACUUCCUCUGCAGAAGCCGCUGCCUCUGCCAUCACUCAAGCAGGCGCUGAUUGCCUUGGAGUGGGGGUCGGACAGGAAGCAUGAGACAGUUGAGAGGAAGGCGAGGACGAUGGAGAAGCUCGCAUCGCAGAGGGGCAACAUGGUCCAAGGCAUCAGGAGUAUCGGUAGUGCCGCUCUCAGCUGCUGCUUUGUGGCUGAGGGCAGCAUGGACUUGUACCACGAGAUCGGCUGCUGGGCUUGGGACAUUGGCGCCGGCUUCACGAUCAUCAACGAGGCCGGCGGCCUCACCGUCGGCUCCAAGGAUGACACGCUGUCCAAGAUCAAGGCUAACGGCAAGGAGCUGGGUAUCGUCACUCCGCAGGUUCUGCAAGGUCGCAAGUACUGCGUCGUGCGAGGCGCAGAGCGUGACGAUCAGGUUGGACUUUUGAAGGAGUUCUUUGAGGCCAUGGACGAGUGGGAGGCAUGAGCGCCCCGCUGACAUCUGGAGAGUAGCGAGUUGCGGGGCAUGAGUUAUGCUUCAAAAGGCGAUCAGUACAUGUGUUUCCGAUCGCCGAAAGAAAGAAACUUGAAUGGUCGAGAGAAGUAGAGAGUGGAAUGUAUGCACCUCUGCUCC
Messenger RNA from Jaminaea rosea, 1104 nucleotides. RefSeq lists its product as hypothetical. Lineage: Eukaryota; Fungi; Basidiomycota; Exobasidiomycetes; Microstromatales. Bases 1 to 957 code for a protein of 318 amino acids. The transcript is spliced from 4 exons. Gene Ontology annotation, molecular function: inositol monophosphate 1-phosphatase activity. The record is from RefSeq and is a predicted model, not a curated record. Gene Ontology annotation, biological process: inositol metabolic process; signal transduction.